Drosophila melanogaster (fruit fly) is the source of this 869-nucleotide messenger RNA. RefSeq lists its product as uncharacterized. Lineage: Eukaryota; Metazoa; Arthropoda; Insecta; Diptera; Drosophilidae. The record is from RefSeq and is marked reviewed. The coding region runs from base 25 to 816 and encodes 263 amino acids. The transcript is spliced from 2 exons.
UCUAAAUCCAUUCAAAAACCAACAAUGAGGAGUAUUAUUUUGGUGUUGUCAUUCGCCUUGGCGGCUGUCUCAGCCUUGCAACUGGAGGAGCCAGUGGUUGAACAGGAUGUUUCUCUGCAGGAAUUGGCCAAGCAACUGGGUCUCGAACUGAAUCUGGACUUUGACUUGGGACUGAAACUAGACCUGGUUGACGAGCUGCCCGAGGAGGGCAUCCUGGAUGUGGACGAGCUCGCCAUUCUGGAUCGCACGUUGCGCUUGCUCAUCGCCGAAUCGAAAGCUCUGGCCAAGGAGAUCAUUCUGCUGACGGAGCGCCAGCUGCUAAAGAUCUUCCUGUGGCCAAUUAAGGAGCUGGAGAAGCUGGCGGAGGAUGUGGAGAGACGGGCAUUGGAUGCGGGCGAGUGUGCCAUCAAUGUGACCAGCAGUUCGGCCGAUUUGGUGGCAUCCACCACACUAGACUUUCUGGGCUGCGCACGCGAUGCUGCCGUCACGUCGAUCAAUCUGGUGCUGGACACCAAGAAGGCGGUGCUCCAACUGACCCUCGAUGGCUAUCAGCUGUAUCAAUUGAGAAAAGAAUGCAACAGUUACAAGGCUAAUAGCAUUCGAAAGAAGACAUGCAAGGUCAAGUUUACCACCAAGGGCAUCCUGUACGUUGCCAAUGGACAGGCCUCGUUGCGAUACCUGAUCAGAUUGCGAAAAAGCGUUCCCGCCGUGGCUACCGAUGCCACCAGCUGCACCACCAAGUCCACCGAGAAUGCCAUCCAAGGAUUUGACGACCUGAACGCCGCCAUCGAUGCCUGUGCUGCAAAUUUUAAGUGAAUGUGAAAAGUGACAAAAUAAAAAUAUAAAAAAUGCAUCCAAGUUAUAUGAAG